This is a messenger RNA of Carassius auratus (goldfish), 3822 nucleotides long. RefSeq names its product proton myo-inositol cotransporter-like. Gene Ontology annotation, biological process: transmembrane transport; myo-inositol transport. Bases 217 to 2052 code for a protein of 611 amino acids. Gene Ontology annotation, cellular component: apical plasma membrane. Gene Ontology annotation, molecular function: myo-inositol:proton symporter activity. The transcript has 11 exons. NCBI's taxonomy places the organism in Eukaryota, Metazoa, Chordata, Actinopteri, Cypriniformes, Cyprinidae. The record is from RefSeq and is a predicted model, not a curated record.
AAAGUCGAAUGGCAAAACCUGCUGGAAAUCUCGGUCAUGCACGAGGCUGAAGAUCGGCGCUGCGUUAUGAAUCAUAUGACUGCAACAAUUCCCAAAAACUUCCUGUUCGAGCACAACAGAGUGAAAACAAGAGAAGAGGAUUGAGUGAGUGUCUUGUCAAAGCAGGGGCACGGAGAAAAGAGUCUUGCUGGAGACAAUGUGCAUAAGUUGUGGAGAAUGGAGGAGCUGAUAGUUGACAGGAGAGGUGAGGACGAGAGGAGCUUGAUAAAGACGUCGUCUGAUGUCCAGGCCAGGGACCGAGAACAUGACUCGUCCACGUCCACGCGUCAGACCCGCUCUGUCCAGCGCGGCUCGCCAUGUUUCGUCUACACCCUGGCCUUCUUCUCGGCUCUGGGUGGGUUUCUGUUUGGCUAUGACACAGGAGUGGUGUCUGGAGCCAUGCUGCUGCUCAAGAGGGAGAUGAACCUCAGCUCUCUAUGGCAGGAGCUGCUGGUGUCCAUCACUGUUGGCGCCGCGGCCGUUUCCUCUCUGGCUGGAGGGUAUCUCAACGGGCUUUACGGCCGGAGAGUCUGUAUACUGCUCGCCAGCUUCAUCUUCUCUGCUGGAGGAAUCAUCCUGAGCGUCGCACACAACAAAGAGGUUCUUCUGUGUGGGAGGCUCACGGUUGGGCUCGGGAUAGGGAUUGCGUCUAUGACCGUGACCGUCUACAUCGCUGAGGUGUCACCUUCUGAACUCAGAGGUCAGCUGGUCACCAUUAACACCCUGUUUAUCACCGGAGGGCAGUUCGUAGCUAGCGUGGUGGACGGGGCCUUCAGCUACCUGCCCCAUGACGGCUGGAGGUAUAUGUUGGGGUUGUCAGUUGUUCCUGCUGCGCUUCAGUUCCUGGGCUUCCUCUUCCUCCCAGAGAGUCCUCGCUGGCUCCUGCAGAAAGGAGAUACCCAGAAUGCUCGGCUGGUGCUCAGUCGAAUCCGCUGCGGUGACAAUGUGGAUGAAGAGUAUGAAAGCAUACGACGCAGCAUUGAGGAGGAGAAGAUUGAUGCUGGAGAGGGUCCAGUGUUGUGGCGUAUCCUGACGUUCGCUCCAGCGCGGCGUGCUCUGAUCGUGGGUUGUGGCCUACAGAUGUUUCAGCAGCUCGCGGGAAUCAACACGGUCAUGUACUACAGCGCCACCAUACUGCAGAUGUCUGGAGUACAGGACGAUCAGAUGGCCAUCUGGCUGGCUUCUGCCACAGCCUUCACCAACUUCCUGUUUACUCUACUAGGCGUGUGGCUCGUGGAGAAGGUGGGCCGCAGGAAACUGACUCUGGGCAGCAUACUAGGUACUGCUGUAAGUCUGAUGGUUCUCGCUGCGGGUUUCCUGCUCUCGGCUCAGGCCUCUCCACCCGUGACCUUUCACCCCAAUGACCCCUCCCUCCACAACUCCACAUGCAUUACAUAUGGGUUCUGUGAAUCCUGCAUGUUGAAUCCAGAUUGUGGUUUUUGUUAUGGUAAGAAUGGCACAGCCGUGGUUGAGUCGUCAUGCAUACCUGUGGACACAGCAAACACUGAAGCAGCUGCAGUGGGAAGGUGUUCCAAUGGCACCCAGGAGAGUGCAGGUGUAUUCUGGGCCUAUAACUAUUGCCCAACAUCUUACUCCUGGAUUGUUCUGCUGGGUCUCGUUCUGUAUCUGGCCUUCUUUGCUCCAGGUAUGGGUCCUAUGCCGUGGACGGUGAACUCUGAGAUCUAUCCGCUGUGGGCUCGGAGCACAGGGAACGCCUGCUCUGCCGGGUUCAACUGGAUCUGUAACGUCCUCGUGUCUCUGACCUUCCUUCAUGUGGCCCAGUACCUGACAUACUACGGUGCGUUCUUCCUGUACUCCGGUCUGGCUCUGCUGGGCUUUGUGUUUGUGGUGGGCUGUCUGCCGGAGACCAAGGGCCUGCGUCUGGAGGAGAUCGAGUCUGUGUUCGGGAGACAGCUGUGCAGCUGUGGAGCCGGUGGUACUCCCAGCGUUCAGUACAUCCGGGUAAACGGAGGAAACUACGGCUCUGAUGAAGACCUGACUGAUGAUGAAUAGACCCUGAUGAAGAUGAUUCAUGGUGCGAGGGAUGCUGUGCUUCUCAUUCCAGACAGUCAACGUUCUUGUUGACUCAUGUUUUAAAAUCAGUACACUGAUGCUUGAUAAUCAUCAAGAUAUCAUCUGCUAUUUCUGCCGUGAUCAUAUUUGCACAUGUACAGAUGAGUAGUGUUAUAGGCCAAUGUGGCGUUUGCUUAAGUAAAGGCUGUCUGGAUCCACGAGAACAGGAAGUGAGAUCGCUAUCCAAAUAUGUGCUCUGCAUUAACUUUAUUAAACUGAGCAAAUAGACCGCGUAUAAGAGCUGUACAAUCAUCUUUCUCAAAUUCGGAUACUAAUCUUUUAAUGAGCAGAAUUUCAGUAUCGGUGAUAAUCACGGCAAAUAAGCUUAAAUACAGCUUUAUCAUUUGUUAGUGUUUCAUUUACUCUGGUACUACACGCUAAACAUGUUCCUGGAUCGAAUUAUACAGGUUUUCUAUUAUUGGAAAGUCUUUCUACUUAGAAAUGCUGUGUCUUGUGCUGUUGUCAAAUGAUUAAUCGCGAUUAAUCGCAUCCAAAAUAGUUUUUGUUAGUAUAAUAUGUGUGUGUACUGUGUGUAUUAAUUGUGUACAUAUAAAUACACACACACACAGUACAUAUUUUGAAAAUAUUUACAUAUCUAUAUAUUCAUAUAAUUUAUAAAUAAGUACAUGUAAUAUAUAUAAAAAUAAUAUUAAUCUGAAAAUAUAUACAUGCAUGUGUGUGUACACAGUACACACAGAUUUUGUAAACAACAGCUAUUAUUUUGGAAGCGAUUAAUCGUUUGACAGCACUGGUGUUUAAAUCGGUGCGUUACGUGCUGUUUCUUUGUGUUGGUGUUCUCAAUAUAAUACUCACAGUCAGUCAUAAUAAGAUUUAACUAUUGUUCCCAAGAAGACUCUGUGAAGUUGAAGUUGCUGCUGAUAAAUGCUGUAUUUGUACAUUCUCAGAUGAAUAAAUGUUUCUGAAUGGUUGUGUGAGUCUGUUGUAGAGUUCGGUGGUCUCGGCUCCGUUCAGUCUCGUCCCGACCUGACCCUCUCUUUGACCUCUGUACCCCUCAUUUAGCCCAAACAGAGCACUGACCCACCAACUCUUCACACUAAAUAUUGUGAAUGUCUGAAUCAUUGUUAUUUUCACACCACUGAACGCUAAACACGUGAGAGACUUCCAUGUGUUCAGAGUUUAGUUGAUAUAAUCGAAAGACAAACGUCCACGAGAAUCUACAUUAAAGAUACACUUUAAUUAAUUAAAACAAUACUAUAAAAAAAUAUUAAUUUUAAUCAAUCUGAUUUUAUUUAAUUUGCUUAAAUUGACCACAAGGUUUCAUGCAAGGGUUAUUUUAUUUUUUACAUGUCUACAGUUAGCAGGCACUUGUCUUUUAUCCACAGGGUGAGUUGACCUGGUUUAGUGUCUCUAGUGUGUCUCAGAGGUGAGGGGAACUGAAGUGUACUGUACACUGUUAGAAAGUGUCCUGUGUCCUGUACUCUGGUAACGUGAGAGCGAGUAACUGGACACUGCAGUUUGGCCGGAGGUCAGGACACUGAACUCUUUCACCUCUGUUAGCAGCACUCACACUCAGUUCCUGAGUUGAAGGAAACCGUGACCGUUUUUACUACAGUGCACUGCCCCAGACCCCCUUACUGUGGAAAGAUUUCCCCCUUCGGCUUGUAAAACAUGUGUUUAAGUUAAAUGUAGAUUCAGGAAACCAGUGCUAUCAUAUUGUAAUGUUUGAAUGCUUUUAUCCUGGCUUAGAAA